Messenger RNA from Phoenix dactylifera (date palm), 789 nucleotides. Its product is annotated as protein IQ-DOMAIN 11. Gene Ontology annotation, molecular function: protein binding. NCBI's taxonomy places the organism in Eukaryota, Viridiplantae, Streptophyta, Magnoliopsida, Arecales, Arecaceae. The record is from RefSeq and is a predicted model, not a curated record.
CAUCCACAUCCGUUUCAUCCCACCACGUUGUGGCUUCCUGCCGUCCAACAAAAGAAAAAGAAAAAGGAAAAGGAAAAGGAAAGCUCCCACUCCCAUCAUCUUCCUGCUGAACCAAACACUACAUGGGAGGAGCCAUUCCUUUAAUUCAUCGGCACGCAACACCGAAGCCAACCAUCCAAGAGCAGUCCAAAAUGGCCGGAGCCCGGCGCUGGCUCGGCGCUGUCCGCCGCACCAUUGUCCGAUCCUCCUGCAAAACUCUCGACGUUCUCGAAGUCCGCGGUGGCAACGGCGCCGCGGCCAUCAUCAGCCCUACGGCAGCCGAGGAUGUCACGACCGGAGAAACGGAAUACUCAAGAGACGAGGUUGAAAUACAGUACAUGGAAGCGUUCUCGCGGGAGGAGCUGGCGGCGAUUACGAUCCAAGCCUACUUCCGAGGUCAUUUGGCGAGGAGGGCGUUCCGGGCGCUGAGGAGCCUCGUGAGGCUGCAGGCGGUGGUGCGGGGGUGUGCGUGCGGCGGCAGACGCGGGUGGCGAUCCACUGCAUGCAGGCGAUGGUGCGGUUGCAGGUCAGGGUGCGAGCGCGGCAGCUUCUUGGUACACAGAGAGAGGCACAACUUUCCUGAUGAACUUGUGUGAAACUAUGGAGAGAGAUAGAGAUCCUGGUGUUUUCAUGAGAGACUUCGGCAUUUGAUUCUAUAAUGUGCUAAGUGUGUUGUUUCUUGUAGUCCUUGGAAACCUAUAAAACCUUGUUUUUUCAGAAAAAAACCUAUAAAACAAUUAUAUAUCUCAC